Molecule: messenger RNA, 2554 nt
Organism: Dipodomys ordii (Ord's kangaroo rat)
Lineage: Eukaryota; Metazoa; Chordata; Mammalia; Rodentia; Heteromyidae
Gene: Slc27a4
Product: solute carrier family 27 (fatty acid transporter), member 4
Exons: 13
Coding region: 109-2040 (643 amino acids)
Biological process (GO): medium-chain fatty acid transport; response to nutrient; long-chain fatty acid import into cell
Cellular component (GO): endoplasmic reticulum membrane; microvillus; plasma membrane
Molecular function (GO): long-chain fatty acid transmembrane transporter activity; long-chain fatty acid-CoA ligase activity
Source: RefSeq, a predicted model, not a curated record
CUGUGUGCGCCCAGGGGCGGCCGAUGCCCCUCGCGCUCUCCGCUCCGCCGCCACAACUGAGCCGCAUCGGGACCGGGCGCCGCGCGUCGGAGCCGACACCCGGCCACAAUGCUGCUUGGGGCAUCUCUGGUGGGGGCGCUGCUGUUCUCCAAACUGGUGCUGAAACUGCCCUGGACCCAGGUGGGGUUCUCCCUGCUGCUCCUGUACCUGGGGUCUGGCGGCUGGCGCUUCAUCCGAAUCUUCAUCAAAACCAUCAGGCGCGAUGUCUUUGGCGGCAUGGUGCUCCUAAAAGUGAAGGCAAAGGUCCGACGGUACCUACGGGAGCGAAGGACCAUACCCAUGAUGUUUUCCUCGAUGGUACGGCGCCACCCAGACAAGACAGCCCUCAUCUUCGAGGGUACAGAUACUCACUGGACCUUCCGCCAGCUAGAUGACUAUUCUAGUAGCGUAGCCAACUUCCUGCAGGCCCGUGGCCUGGCCUCGGGUGAUGUGGCUGCUCUCUUCAUGGAGAAUCGCAAUGAGUUUGUGGGCCUCUGGCUGGGCAUGGCCAAGCUGGGUGUGGAGGCGGCCCUCAUCAAUACCAACCUCCGGCGCGAUGCCCUGCGUCACUGUCUCAACACUUCCAAGGCAAAGGCCCUUAUCUUUGGCAUCGAGAUGGCACCAGCGGUCUGUGAGAUCCAUGACAGUCUGGACUCCUCACUAAGCCUCCUGUGCUCCGGGCCCUGGGAUCCCAGCACAGUGCCUGCCAGCACAGAGCACCUGGACCCUCUGCUGGAGGACGCCCCCAAGCACCUGCCAAGUCUCCCUGACAAGGGCUUCACAGAUACACUCUUCUACAUCUACACGUCAGGCACCACGGGGCUACCCAAAGCUGCCAUCGUUGUGCACAGCAGGUAUUACCGCAUGGCUGCCCUGGUGUACUACGGAUUCCGCAUGCGACCUGACGACAUUGUCUAUGACUGCCUCCCUCUCUACCACUCAGCAGGAAAUAUCGUGGGAGUCGGCCAGUGCCUGAUCCAUGGCAUGACGGUGGUGAUCCGGAAGAAGUUCUCAGCAUCCCGGUUCUGGGACGAUUGUAUCAAGUACAACUGCACAAUUGUGCAGUACAUUGGCGAGCUGUGCCGCUACCUCCUCAACCAACCAACCCGGGAGGCAGAGACCCAGCACCGAGUACGCAUGGCACUGGGCAACGGCCUCCGGCAGUCUAUCUGGACAGAUUUCUCCAGCCGCUUCCACAUUCCCCAGGUGGCCGAAUUCUAUGGGGCCACUGAGUGCAACUGCAGCCUGGGCAACUUUGACAGCCAGGUGGGGGCCUGUGGCUUCAACAGCCGCAUCCUGUCCUUCGUGUACCCCAUCCGGCUUGUACGUGUCAAUGAGGACACCAUGGAGCUGAUCCGGGGCCCCGAUGGCGUCUGCAUUCCCUGCCAGCCAGGUCAGCCAGGCCAGCUGGUAGGCCGCAUCAUUCAGCAAGACCCAUUGCGCCGCUUUGAUGGCUACCUCAACCAAGGUGCCAACAACAAGAAGAUUGCUAAGGAUGUCUUCAAGAGGGGGGACCAAGCCUACCUCACCGGUGAUGUGCUGGUGAUGGAUGAGCUGGGCUACUUGUACUUCCGAGACCGCACGGGGGACACAUUCCGAUGGAAAGGCGAGAACGUAUCCACCACCGAGGUGGAGGGUAUUCUCAGCCGCCUGCUGGACAUGGCUGACGUGGCAGUGUAUGGGGUUGAGGUCCCAGGAACUGAGGGCCGGGCAGGAAUGGCUGCUGUGGCCAGUUCUGCAGACAGCUGUGACCUACAGCGCUUUUCACAGGCCUUGAGGAAGGAGCUCCCCCUGUAUGCCCGUCCUAUCUUCCUCCGCUUCCUGCCUGAACUGCACAAAACAGGUACCUACAAGUUACAGAAGACAGAGCUGCGGAAGGAGGGCUUUGACCCCGCCGUGGUGAAAGACGCCCUGUUCUACCUGGAUGCCCGGAAAGGCUGCUAUGUCCCUCUGGACAGAGAGGCCUAUACUCGCAUCCAGGCAGGCGAGGAGAAACUGUGAUCGGACCCCAUGUCCCUCCGAGGCCCAUCAGAGAGGCUGGGUCCAUGGCUGCAGCUUCUACCUGAGAGGGGUUGUGGGUGAUGCCAGACCAAAGCAAGCAGGGCCCGCACCUCCACCCCAAGGUGCUGACCACCUCCCUCCAAAACUGCCAAGUGACUCACUGCCACGUCCCCACCCUGCCAGGGGCUUUCCGUGAAAGCUUCCUCUUGUCCAUGUUCUGUCUCCUGGGCCAGGCAGAGCCUUGGGGCCCCAGGCAGAGACUGACAAGCACCUUCAAGAUGAUGUCUUCGGUUAGGCAGGGCAGGGAGAGACAGAGGGUCACCAAGCUCCCUCCAAAGAGUAGGGAGCAUGCAAAAAGGACCAAGGCAGAAGCCCCCAAACUCAGGAAGCCAACAGAGGGCAAGGAUGGUGGUGGCCAUCCCUCAAGUGGCCAGAGGAUCCUGGCUGCCCAGCUACUAAAGUGGCAUUCGACCCUCUGCCAUCUCCAAGAGUGGAAGAGGAGGAUGACCCAGCA